AUGCUAGGAUUGAGAAUAAGUGAGCUGCUGCAGGUGAGGCUCACGACCCCCCUGCUGGUGGGGGUGUGGGGGGCGCCCCUGCCCCCCGUCCUCCCCGCGGGUGCGUGCGACCGCCUCGUCCUCCCCCCCGCGCCCCCCACGCGGGGGCGGGGCACCAGAGUGGAAGCCCCGACCGAUCCUCUGACCGGACCGCUGCCCGACAUCGGCCCCAUGCUGCCUUACAUCGGCAGCACCUUGGUGGACAACUACAACCUGCACCCCACCACGUACUGCAGCAGUGCAGUGCACCCCCACACGGUGCAUAUACACCACAACGCCCCCUGCCUGUACUCCCCCUACACCCCCGGCCUCAACACCCAUCAGCUCACCGCGCUCACCCUCCUCAACCUCUACGCCCACGCGCUCACCCACGCCGUCGCCUCCAAUACUAAGAUCGACGAACACGGACACUUGGAACAGCCCAUUGUUGUUCAGGGAGUUCACUCGCACGUGAACAUGUUUCAGCCGGCAGUGUUCCAACUGAACACCGUCGGACCAAACUGUUUGCCGCUCAUCAACCAAACGGCAACCGCCAACAAUGAAGCAAGCAAUAUGGCGUCGGAUGUCAACAAGAUGGCCACGGAUGUCAACAAGAUGGCACCGCUCCCGCAGCUGGACAAAGACAAGAUGGCGGCGAGUAGUGGCGUUAGGAACGCGUUUUUGUACCGGCCGUUUGAGGAGCUUUACAUGUCGUGUGAUUACGACGAGACCGGCAAACCGUCGUUGAAAGGCGUAAAUUACGAGCUUGUUGAAUGUUUGCGUGCUCUGCACGAGUCUUAACCGCGCAGGAAUAUGUUCGUUGUUAUUGCAGCAGGAAUUAAUUCCAAGACUAGAGAAAUGCAUCCUUUGCCUGAUGAUCUCGCUAACGCAUCAUAACGAUAAUUGCCUCAAUUAGCAAAAUACAUGGAGAAGAAGAAAUAAUUAAAUAGUCCUGAAUGGAGCCGAGAUUGUGUGCAUAACUUGUUUUCAUGUGUGAAAUAUACACGAAUGUAUUCUGGACUCUCAUGGCUCGACAACCUCAUUAUGAAUGAAGUAAAUGAUUCAUGUUGUGGGACGUCUUUUUUCGGAGAAUUUCGGGAGCAAGUAAAUUAGAUUUUUAUCUUAA
Hyalella azteca is the source of this 1144-nucleotide messenger RNA. RefSeq lists its product as uncharacterized. Bases 1 to 819 code for a protein of 272 amino acids. The transcript is spliced from 5 exons. The record is from RefSeq and is a predicted model, not a curated record. Gene Ontology annotation, cellular component: mitochondrion. NCBI's taxonomy places the organism in Eukaryota, Metazoa, Arthropoda, Malacostraca, Amphipoda, Hyalellidae.